AUGGAGUGGGCAAAUGGCCAAGGAGCUGACAACCUUAGGCCACAACAGCCACAGCGCCAAGCUAGAGCUAUUGGCACCCAUGAUGAGCCUAAUAUCCAUGGGCAUAGAGCUGACAUCAGAGCACCAGCUGUGGAAAACAACAACUUUGAGAUCAAGUCAAGGCUGAUAAACAUGAUCCAGAGCAACAAGUACCAUGGUCUUGCCUUGGAGGAUCCACUAGACCACUUGGAUAACUUUGAUAAGCUGUGUGGAGCUACAAAGAUCAAUGGUGUCUCUGAAGAUGCAUUCAAGAUAAGAAGUCAGCUUGAUACUGCUAGCAAUGGUUACUUCUUGGGAAGAAGUGAAGCAGAUGCUUUGGAGCUUGUAGAGAACAUGGCUAAGAGUGAUUCAGUCUACAGUGAUGAGCAUGAUAGAAGCAACAGAGGCAGUGGAGGUGAUGAUACAAACACCAAGAGAGAGUUAAAAUCUCUACAAGAAAAGAUGGAUAUGCUUCUCUUGGAUAAAGCUAAACAAGAGAAGGUGAACUUUGUUGGUGAGAAGAAAAAAGAAUGGACUGCUGUGCUUAAUGAAGUUGAUGGUCUAGAAGCUUUGGAGAACCAGUUUGCUUCAAUGAGUAGUAACUCCAAACGUCCUAUGGGAUCACUUCCCGGAACUUCUGAGCAAAACCCCAAGGAGACAAUGAAAUCCAUCACCCUAAGGAGUGGUAAACAAUUGCCUCCUAGAACUCUCAUUAGGGAUAAUGAGAAGCAAGAUGGGGAGGUGGUCAUCAAUGUGGAUGAUGAUGUGGUUAUUGUGGAUGAGAAAACCAAUGAAGAGAUCUUGGAGAAGAUAGUUGAAGCUAAAAGGAAAAAAAAGUUUGGAGAAGAGAAGAAGGUUGUGAACAAAAAUGAAGCUGCCACUUCAUCAAAAGGAGCUCCAUUCAUUCCUCCUCCAUAUGAAGCAAAACUUUCCUUCCAUGGUAGAUUCAAGAGACAGCUUUUGGAGCAAUACAAAGCCUUGUUUGAGAAGCAAAUGAGUGAAGUUCAGAUCACCAUGCCCAUUAUUGAUGCCUUCAUGCUAGUGCCUCAAUACAACAAGUUCCUCAAGGAUGCUGUAACCAAGAAGAAGAAAGAGAUGGAAGGGAUGGUAGUUCUCACCCAUGAAUGCAGUGCUAUUAUACAGCGGUUAACCAUCCCCAAGAAGCUUGAAGAUCCAGGAAGCUUCACUCUACCUUGUGCCAUUGGGCAAUUGGCUUUUGAGAAGUGUCUAUGUGAUUUGGGAGCAAGUGUGAGCCUUAUGCCUCUUUCCAUUGCAAAAAGGCUUGGGUUUACACAAUACAAGAAGUGUAGGCUCUCUCUUGUGCUAGUUGAUCGCUCAGUGAAGAUUCCCAUUGGUAUCCUAGAAGAUCUCCCUGUUAUGGUUGGAAAUUGUGAGAUUCCUACAGAUUUUGUGGUAUUGAAGAUGGAUGAAGAACCAACAGAUCCUUUGAUAUUAGGGAGACCUUUCUUGGCUACAGCAGGAGCUGUUGUGAAUGUUAAGGAAGGGAAGAUUGAUCUUCAUCUUGGCAAAGGGAACACUUUGCAUUUUGACAUCAAAGAGGUGAUGAAGAAUCCCACUACCUAA
Messenger RNA from Brassica oleracea var. oleracea, 1602 nucleotides. RefSeq lists its product as uncharacterized. The record is from RefSeq and is a predicted model, not a curated record. The coding region runs from base 1 to 1602 and encodes 533 amino acids. The transcript has 3 exons. Lineage: Eukaryota; Viridiplantae; Streptophyta; Magnoliopsida; Brassicales; Brassicaceae.